Molecule: messenger RNA, 354 nt
Organism: Protopolystoma xenopodis
Lineage: Eukaryota; Metazoa; Platyhelminthes; Monogenea; Polystomatidea; Polystomatidae
Source: the annotation of a GenBank genome assembly
AUGGCCGAGCAGCCUUCGGGGCCGGAAAGAGGGCCAGACAAACGAGCCCCAUCUCCACGGGUCAGUCAUUACGGGCCGGCUUUCGUCUCGUUUCGUUUCGUUUCGUUUCGUCUCGUUUCGUCACAUUCCCUCGAGCCAUCCUGUCGACAGGAGGGUGGUCGGACGCCCACCAACGGCCAAUGGGCCGUGCUACAUUUUACGAUGAAAUGCUCGGUCCGACCGUGUGCGGUAGGUCGGGUCGGUAGUGAACGCGGCUCGUCGGAGGAGGAGUGCGUCGGGAGGUGCGAUUGGAGUCGAGGCACAAAAGGCCUCCCAACAAGUCGUAAUGACCAGCUUGGUCGCAGCCACUUGUGA